AUGGAGAUCAACCUCUGUUCGAGUCUUGAAGAACGGCUGCUCCUGGCGCCACUGCGUCAUGGUCUGACGUUCGGCCACUCAUCAGCCAGCGAAACAACAGUGCCCGUUCAACGUUCACGGGGGGCGACGUGGGUGGCGGUUCUGCGUGCAGUCCAACGCGACGUUGGCGCGGGUGUUGCUGGGGAGUUGGGGAAUUCAACAACGUCAACGCCAACGUCAAUGUCAAUGGUGGCGCCGGGCUUCUGGAGUGGUGCGAGGUUGGGGUGGCCUGCGGUGGUUUUUGGUUCUCUCGCGGGUGACGGAGCUGGGUAUGCGGGUGCGGAGGAAGGGAUGGUUGUUUCGGGGGCAAUUCGGGCUUGGUUCACGAAGACAAUACUAGUAGUAGUAGCAGUAGUAGUAGUAGAUAAUAUCAACAUGCACCAGAGCAACCCGUACCAGAUGGCAAUCUACACGGCUGGCCAUCAAGGUAGACGGCGCUUUGCUUGA
This is a messenger RNA of Histoplasma mississippiense, 486 nucleotides long. RefSeq lists its product with no specific name. The transcript is spliced from 2 exons. The record is from RefSeq and is a predicted model, not a curated record. NCBI's taxonomy places the organism in Eukaryota, Fungi, Ascomycota, Eurotiomycetes, Onygenales, Ajellomycetaceae. The coding region runs from base 1 to 486 and encodes 161 amino acids.